Exophiala oligosperma is the source of this 1116-nucleotide messenger RNA. RefSeq lists its product as uncharacterized. The coding region runs from base 1 to 1116 and encodes 371 amino acids. The record is from RefSeq and is a predicted model, not a curated record. Lineage: Eukaryota; Fungi; Ascomycota; Eurotiomycetes; Chaetothyriales; Herpotrichiellaceae. Gene Ontology annotation, molecular function: zinc ion binding; oxidoreductase activity. The transcript is spliced from 2 exons.
AUGGUUCCACUUGACAUUCCUUCACACCAUGAGGCGGCGGUGUAUGAUGAACCGGGCAAGAUUUCGACGAAGCUCGAAACGGUCGAAACUCCCCGACCGAAUGUGGGAGAGGUCCUUGUCCGUUUGACUCACUCCGGGGUGUGUGCCAGCGACAUGGCCGUCAUGACCAUGGGUUGGAAACAUCUGGUCAGACCGACACCUAAAGGCCAGGUUGGCGGCCACGAGGGUGUCGGUGUGGUCGUUGCUCUGGGCUCCGACGCCGACUCCCCAGGUCUCGAGGUCGGACAGAGAGUGGGAAUCAAAUGGUUGGCCUCGGUCUGCGGAAACUGCGAGGCAUGCCUGUCGGGCGCCGACUCGUGCUGCACCGCCAAAAAGAUCAGUGGCUACCACGUCCCCGGUACUUUCCAACAGUACGCCCUCGCCCCGGCUCAAUACGUCACGCCCAUUCCCGAUGGCCUGGCGAGCGAGCAGGCGGCGCCUCUGCUGUGCGGCGGACUCACCGUCUACAGCGCCCUGCGGAAGUCGGGUGCGCACCCGGGAGAUUGGGUCGUUGUGCCGGGAGCCGGCGGCGGGUUGGGUCAUCUUUGUGUACAGAUGGGACGCGCCAUGGGGUUCAGGAUGAUCGGCAUCGACUCGGGAACCAAGAAAUCGCUGGUGAAGGAUGAAUGUGGCGCCGAGGGUUUCGUCGAUCUUGGUGACUACAACAACAACGACGGCGACGACGGAGGUGCGAUGAAGAUGAUCGAGGACGUCAAGCUCAUGACCGGAGGGCCAGGGGCCAAAGCCGUGAUCGUGUGCGCCGCCAGCAACGCCGCCUACGCCCAGGGUCUCCGGAUGCUCAAGUUCAGGGGCACUCUUGUGUGUGUCGGCGUGCCCGAAGGCGAGAGGGUACCCAUCGAGUCGGCCGACCCCGGUUCCAUCGCCGGACGGGAGCUGCGCAUAGUGGGCAGUGCCGUCGGCACCCGGAAGGAUGCCAUCGACGUGAUGGAGCUCGCGUCAAGAGGGAUCGUCAAGACUCAUGUGGAGAUCUUUGGGAUGGAACAGUUGACCACGGUGUUUCAGAAGAUGCAUGCACAGCAGCUACAAGGUCGCGCAGUCAUCAGCCUAGAAGGUUAA